Molecule: messenger RNA, 5416 nt
Organism: Seriola dumerili (greater amberjack)
Lineage: Eukaryota; Metazoa; Chordata; Actinopteri; Carangiformes; Carangidae
Gene: gabrzb
Product: gamma-aminobutyric acid receptor subunit pi-like
Exons: 10
Coding region: 186-1565 (459 amino acids)
Biological process (GO): chemical synaptic transmission; regulation of membrane potential; monoatomic ion transmembrane transport
Cellular component (GO): GABA-A receptor complex; neuron projection; synapse
Molecular function (GO): GABA-A receptor activity; neurotransmitter receptor activity; extracellular ligand-gated monoatomic ion channel activity
Source: RefSeq, a predicted model, not a curated record
AUCAGCAGGUGCUUGUCCUUAAAACAAAACUGGAUGGAAGUCUCGAUUACGACCACACCGAUCUGAAGGAAAACUCUUGCCUUACGGACUCUUAUUUUGCAGGAUGCGCUGACAUACAUGACAUGCUCGCGGCGAUCGGCAGUUACAGAUAAACUCCACCUGGUGUCUCCACUCCUUCAGCAGCCAUGGCUUUCUCCAUAUCUGGAGGGACCGCGUUCACCAUUCUCCUCAUUUGCAGGUUGUUAGAGAGCUCGCUGCUCAACGCAGAAGUGAAGGAAGGAGAGAUCCUGCCGCCUACCAUUCAGAGGCUGAUGAAAGGAUACAACAAGUACCUUAGGCCUUUCUUUGACAAUGGUCCUGUAACAGUGGGCAUGAGUCUGGAUAUCGCCAGCAUUGACACCAUCUCAGAGAUCAACAUGGACUACACCGCCACCAUAUUCCUCCGCCAGCGCUGGACGGAUGAGCGCCUGGUGUUUGAAGGCAACAAGAGCCUGAGUCUUGAUGGGCGGCUUGUGGAGCUCCUCUGGGUCCCUGACACCUUUAUCGUGGACUCCAAGAAGUCCUUCCUCCAUGACAUCACGGUGGAGAACAGACUGAUCCGCAUCUUCCCCAACGGGACUGUUCUUUACGCGCUGAGGAUUACCACCACUGUGGCCUGCAACAUGGAUCUGACCAAGUAUCCCAUGGACAAGCAGACCUGCACGUUACAACUGGAGAGCUGGGGUUACAACAUUAAUGAUGUUAUGUUCUACUGGACCAGAGGAAAUGAGUCUGUCAGUGGUUUAGACACUCUACAGCUGGCUCAGUACACAGUAGAGGACCACUACACCUCGGUCUCAGAGGCCAUCUAUGAAACUGGCCAUUACCCCAAGCUGGUCUUCCACUUUGAGCUGAAGAGGAGCAUUCUGUACUUCAUACUGGAGACUUACGUCCCCUCAAGCCUGCUGGUGGUCCUCUCAUGGGUUUCCUUUUGGAUUUCCCUGUCCUCUGUUCCAGCACGUAUUUGUAUAGGAGUAACCACAGUGCUGACCAUGACCACUCUGAUGAUGGGGGCCCGCACAUCACUGCCCAAUGCCAACUGCUUCAUCAAGGCCAUUGAUGUUUACUUGGGAAUUUGCUUCAGCUUUAUCUUUGGAGCGCUCAUCGAGUACGCUGUGGCCCACUUCUGCACGCUCACAUACACCGACUCACACAUGAUCAUGUACGGCCACCACAUGCACGACUUUGACGAUGAGAUGAACGGCAUCGUCACCACCAUCUCCACUCAUUCCAGAGCCAAAAGGCGCAAGGAGCCUGCUGCAACUCCUCCCCCAGCUCCUACCUCCACAGAACUCACUGUCAGCCCCUCCAGCCCUUCGGGCAGUGAGCCUAAGCCUGAGGCGUCGCCUCCGGAGCCUACCAACUGGUGCCUCACUGUCCUGGCCACCCUUCGCAAAGUGCUCCGCUCCAUAAACUGCUGUCAUGUGGAGAACCCCCACCACAUAGACAACUACUCCAGAGUCACCUUCCCCCUGUCUUUUGUCAUGGUUAACCUGCUCUACUGGACAUAUUAUCUGUACUUCUAGCAUAUGCUCUAGUGCAAUGUGUACCAGAGAGUGUGAGACAGAGAGUGUAUGUAGACAAGAAGUGUACUUUACUGUAUGUGUUAUUUAGAUGUGUUGAGAUGAGUGUGUUUAAUUUCUACAUUUGGAUUCAUGACCAAAGUAGCAUACUAUUAUGGGAUUGUUUUUGGGAAGAAAUAAUGCUCAUGACUACAGCUCCAUUUUUUAUAAUAACAUGUAUAAGUCAUUGCUUCAGAUUUUAUAUAUCUGGCUUCAUUACAAACAGUGGGCAUACCUGGCAUUGACUGGCAAGAUUUGGUAAAUUCUGAUUCACCUUGAGAUGAAAAAGACCUUUGCUUACAAAGAAGAAAAAUCAUCUUUCUUGUGAUAGUAUCAUUGUGCAGGUUGUUAAUGUCUGACACAGAGAACAUGGAGGUGUAAUUCAAGGUUUUAUGACAGAAUUUGCUAGCACUGUCGAGCGAGGGUAAAUGCCUGUUGUGAUAGAUUGAUCAUUGAUGCUUUACAACUUUAUUUUCCAUUUCUGCCUGCAGAAACAACAUUUAAAGUGAAAAAUAACAGAUUGCAGAAGAAGUGUGAAAAAGAGAAACUAGGGAGGUCGAAAAAUAACUCAACAAGAGAGUGUAUUAAUAACCAUAAACCAGUCUCCCAAGGACGAUCAUUUCUCCUCACUGUUGAAAUCUCCCUUUCUUCUCUGUCCUUCUGUGAGUUAUUUUUAAUUCAGAGAGAAAUACUGUCUCUCUUUGCCUGGAUUUAUUUUUUUCAUUGACACUAUAAAUGUAGUGGCCUUUGAUACCCUCAGUCAUACUCUGGAAAUCUAGCCACCAUGAACAGUCUUAUGGCACUUGUCAUCACACAAAUCUGCUCUGCUGUUCCCUAAGGCAGGGAACUUGCCCACCUAACUAAUGGAACUACACAGUGUUCAACAUGCUAUAAAUACAUAAUGCAUCAUGUUAAUAAAUAGAGCUAUUUAUCACAGAGUGCCUUAGUUAGCAUCAUCCUGGUUUCCUGAACAAAAAGGGGCAUUACAUUAUAUCAGCUUUUGGAUUAAUGCAGAAAAUAAGCUCUGUGACAAAGUUUAUGAUACUUAAAUGUUUUGUUCAGCAUAAUAAUCUUGACAAAUGAACAAAACUUCUAUUAUUUUUGAAGCCUAAAUACAAUUUCAGAGGUAAAAACCAAAUUUUAGGCUAUAAACGAACUACACCACGGUCACGUGACUUAAACAUCACUACCACUUAACUUCUAACCUGUAGUUUGAUUUAACUCUUACCUUCUCUAAAAAAGACUUUGUUAUUAAUAGUUUGCAAAAGCAUGAGUAGCAACACAAUGAGCCUGUAAAGGUGGACUGGUGAGUAGAUCGGUUUUCGUGUACAGCAUGAUGACAUUUAAUGUCCAUGACAACCUAUGUAGUCUCAUUUAGCUACUUGUUAGCAACCACCCUUAAUUAACAAAUGUAAAAGCUUAAAGAUAUCAGUCAUGAGAUAUUCACUUACAUAUUUGAUGUCAAAGAAGAACACAUGAAAAUGUACUGAGUUUGCAUUAACCACAAACCUUAUUUCAGCCAUCUAACCAAAAUCCCAUUCAAAACCCGAUAGACUUCAGGAUGAGGGAACCAGAAGUGCUAAAAUAAUAAUUAAUUCAAAAUGCUACAUUUUCAGUGUAAUAAGUAAUAACUAACUUUCUUUCUCUCUAUUUAGUUCAACAAGGCUACAUUAAGAUAGCCAGCUAACACUACAAAUUGUGAGCUUGGAUUAUGUACUUGGGAUUAUGAAGCGCCAGUAUUAGCAACAGCAGCUAAUUGGCUAAGUAGAAGGUGCCUCAGCAGGUUUGUGAUUUUAAAUAUCCCUAAGAGAGAGACACAGACUUUUGCAUCUGACUGGCUGAACUGUGAGGGGGUGGUGAUUGGUGAAAACAACACUGUCAUUAAAGAAUUACAUUAUGAAAUAAAAAGUAUUAUUGAACACUUUGUGGUUCCAUACAAACUGGGUAGGUACAAUAGAUGUGAAGAUAUAGCAGAGCAACACCUGAGCAGUCAUGUAGGCUACCAUAUUAUAGUGAAAUAGAGAAUAUGUAGUACUUCUUUUAUUUAUGGGCUGCAGGUAGUGUUUCUCACUGUCCUUUUGUAACAAAAGUAGUAGGCAGAAUUAGAUGUGUUAGAUAUUGUAGAAAGAAUGAAUAUAAAUGAAAUAGCCAAACUAUUUCAACAGGAUGUCAACAAACGGUAAAAUGCCUGGAUGUGCUCCAGUUGAGAUAUCACUCCCUUUCUCAGUUUUUUAAGAUAUUGUCAUUUUCUGCUUUGUGAGUGUCAAGUGUUCAAGUUCAGGUGAUUCAGUAUGUUUGCUACCAGUAACGUGAACCAAAGAACCACUGAUUCCUAUUGAUUUCACCCAUCCUCUUGGUUUGCCCUCAGUUCUUCUAGUUGGAUAUUCUAAUUGCAUUUUCAAAUGUUAAUAUCAUAUCGUUAUUCAUAGGAGAACUCUGAAAUAGCAUGCAGUCAAUAAGCAGAUGAACAUGACAAUUCAUAUUUCAGAUGGAGAACAGGAUUCAGUUGAACAAAGAGAUGCAUGUUUAUUGCUGUAUUGAAUAUUGCUGUGACAUACUUUCACUCAAUUUAAAUGGAAGCUGGAUUUAACAGUCCCUUUAGCCAUAAUGCAAUUCACAGAAGUUCCAUUUUAAAGAAACUACCUUUCAAUGCGUAUUGAACAUAAUGCAAGGCUAAAUCGUUAAUAUCUAUUUGUGCUUCAUUGCCUUUUAAACUGUUUAUGUUCAUAUUUUACUGCACUGCUUCUCAUGUUUUUAUCUAUUUUUAAAUAUGCCAUCAACUAUCAGACUUUUUGACUGCUCUCUUUGCUUGCCAAUUAUAGAAAAGUAGGAUUUACUUUAGUUUCUGUUCUUCCUGCAUGAUUAUCAAGUGCUUUUGUUUCUUCAGCUUUGUUUGAUUUUGUUUUGGUUUAACAUGAUGGAGAAGAAUCAUCAUAUACCGCUCAGCUGAGGCUAUUGAAAGGAUUAAAUUAAACAUUUUGAUUGCUUUGAUCCCCUUUGAUUUGGGGUCAGUGCAGGAUGUUCAAACUUCUGUUCUCAUUUUCAGUUAUUUGAACUUAAUUCUCUGAAAGGAUGAGUGAUCAGUGACAGUGUAUUUGCCACUGACUGAGCUGCGCCUGCUCAGUGGAUGUCAGUGAGCAGUGACCCAUUGAAAAGGUCAGUGUGAUAAAACACAGACUGUCAGGUUUUAUACAAUAUAGCACCACGGUUGUAGUUUUGAUAGUUAUCUCCUCAGUAUAUAGUUCAAGAAAUGAAUGCCAUUAUGGAGCCAAAGAACUACAAGAGAAACCACUAAAGCUUUCUGUCAGUGUGGAUGCAAAUAGAACAUUUUUUCCACCCGGUGGUAAAGUUGAUCCAUACACAAGUCUGGACAGUAUCAAUUGUCCUAUGGCUCCAUGGUCACAACUACAUUAUCAGGGCUGGUUUGCUCUGAAUGGACAGUAUUUUGGAUGGCUAUGAAUACCCAAGGAAGGUGCGAACAUUACCGAAAGAAAGUUACAAAACAGAACAUUAGGGGCAACAUUGCCAGGACAUAUUUGAAGCAACUUUUCAGCAACUUUUUGGGCAACAGAAAAUAGGGGAAGAUGGCUACUACAUUGGACUGCCCUUUCUUUUCUUGUUGUGAGACGUGUAAAAUAAUGCCUCAAGGUGACGUUGGCUACCAACCUCACAGUUCCUUGGACAUCUUCAUGUGAUAUGUAUUUAUAUACUGUAAUACCAUGUUAAUAUAGGUAUCAGUUUGCUUAACCUGUUGUAAAUAAAUAUUAACACUAUGCAUGUUUAUUUGGUGUAUGAAUAUGAAUGAUAGCAAUAAA